Messenger RNA from Cydia pomonella (codling moth), 2369 nucleotides. Its product is annotated as RNA-binding protein 34. Gene Ontology annotation, molecular function: RNA binding. The coding region runs from base 103 to 2292 and encodes 729 amino acids. The record is from RefSeq and is a predicted model, not a curated record. The transcript is spliced from 7 exons. Lineage: Eukaryota; Metazoa; Arthropoda; Insecta; Lepidoptera; Tortricidae.
UCUAUUGUCAAAACUGUCAAACUUACAGCCAUGUGGUAAUAAGGUUCAGUGAAUAAUACAAAGUUUUAGCCUAAUCAUUGUAUUAAAUGGUGUACAGUGACCAUGGAUUACGUUGUAGGCAAUGUAGCUGCCUUAAUAGCUGGUAAUGUUACACCAAACCGACCUAAACUCUCCAAAAGAGCUUUAACUCCGAUAAAGCAUAUGCCUUCACCGAACGUAACACCUAAAAGCGAGUUAGUCGACGAUAGAUCCAUAUUCCUGUCGCCCUCGGUACAGAAAAAGAAGGCUAUAGUCAAGAAGAGUCCUAAGAGAAUAUUCCAGAACCCAGAUUUGGAUGCGACCAACGAAAAUGAAGGUAAUACAAGUACUAGUAGCCCUAAGGCGGAUAAAGUAAAGAAACACCUAAAAGGUGAGCUAGAAGCUACUGUUAGCCCUAAAAAUAAUUCUAAAGUAGCUAAAACAUCUGAAGGUAAACAACAGGAAUCACCAUCCCCUAAGAAAAAGGCUGUAAACGGUGAUGUGAAUAAUUUGGUUGGAGAUUAUGUUAGUCCUAAUCAAUCAACGCUCAAAAAGAACAAAAAGAAACGCAACUCUAUUGCAGAAAAUAGUCAAAGUGUCACUGAAAGCAUAGAAUCAAAUCCAUCUGAAGGAACACCUAAGAAAAAUAAAAAGAAAAGAAAUUCCAUUUCUGAGGUUAGUCAAAAUGUCAUAGAGUCACCAAAAAAGAGUAAAAACCAAAAUAAAGAAAAUGUAAAUAAUACUGAAGCCACAAAUGAAGAUAAAGAAAGUGUUAAAACUCCAAAAAAGAAGAAGAAGAAUAAGAAUAAACCACAAAGCACAGAACCAGAAGAAAGUGAAAUUGCUGUAAAUGUUGUAAACAGUGAACACAAUGGAACUGAAGCAGCCAGCCCCAAAAAGAAGAAUAAAAAACGGAAGCAACAACAUACUCCUGAAAAUUCAAAAGAAAACAAAGACAGUAAACCUACAAAGCAUAAAAAGGUAAAAGUGAACCCAAAUGCUAUAACAGACAAAGAUUCAGAUUCAGAACAUGAAUCAGAUAAUGAAAUUGAAUCAGAAACCGAGGAAAAUAAUAAAGAAGCUCUUGAAAAGUCAGCAGAACCGGAAGAACCAAGUUCUGAUGAAGAAGAUACUCAUUCACCAAAGAAAAAAGAAAAAGUGGAAAGUCAAGAGACAGAAAAAGUAAGAGAGAUAAACACUGAGGAAGAAAUCAAGAGGACAUUGUUUGUAGGCAAUGUGCCGUUUAGUAAGAAGUGCAAAAAGGAGAUUAAGUCGAUUUUCAAGAAAUAUGGACAGAUUGAAAGUGUUAGGAUCCGCACAAUUCCAGUGAAAGACCCCAGUGUAACCCCAAAACUGGCGGUGAUCAAGCAGGAGCUCCACCCCGAGAGGAGCACUGUUAAUGUCUAUGUCAAGUUCUCUGACCCACAGUGUGUUGAACAAGCUUUAGCAGAAAACAACACAGUCCUAAACAACAACCACCUGCGCGUGACCCGCAGCAGCAGCACGGGCGCCAAGCACGACCCGCGGCACUCCGUGUUCGUGGGGAACAUUCCCUUCGCUCUGGAGGACGAAGGGCUGAGGGAGAAGUUUGACAAGUGCGGGGAGAUACAGUCCGUUAGGAUAGUGCGGGAUAGGAAGACUAAUGCUGGGAAAGGUUUCGGCUACGUCAACUUCAGUUCCCGAGACGGUGUGGAACUAGCCCUAGCUUUGACAGAUGAAGAUUUAACAAUAAAGAAUAGGAUCAUGAGAGUCAAGAGAUGUACGCAAGUCACACAGCGACAGGCACAAAAGGGGAAUAACAGGCCAGGCUUCCAAGGAAAGAAAAUCAGUCAAGGCGACAGGCAAAGAAACCAAGCAGCAGGCAAAUUCAACCAAGGUCGGAACCCAGGGAAAUUCCAGGGAAACCGGGGUGGGAAUUUCCAGGGGAAUGGAGGGAAUUUCCAGGGGAAUAGAGGGAAUUUCCAGGGGAAUAGAGGGAAUUUCCAAGGGAAUAGAGGGAAUUUCCAAAAUAGAGGUGGGAAUUUCCAGAACAAGGGGGGAAACUUCCAAGGAAGGAGUGGAAAUAGUUUCGGAAGACAGAAUGAUGAAAAGGAAGAUGGAGCUCAGAGAAGGUUGCUGAAUAAGAGAAAGAGCCAGGAGGGCACUGACGACCAGCCAAGGGAGAAAAAACCCAGGAAGGAGUUCGUGGGCAUGACGGCUGAGAAGAAGAAGAAACGCAAGUUUGACAAGGGCCAGAAGAAGAAAAAGGCUCUAAGCGAGAUUUUAACAAAAUAAUUUUAAAUUGUGUCAUAUGUCAUAUGAUUCAAUUAUGCUUAAUAGGUAUUUUGUGUCAAUAAAAUUGUCCCAUUUUA